This is a messenger RNA of Aspergillus wentii DTO 134E9, 905 nucleotides long. RefSeq lists its product as uncharacterized. Gene Ontology annotation, cellular component: endoplasmic reticulum membrane; Golgi membrane; COPII-coated ER to Golgi transport vesicle. Bases 101 to 811 code for a protein of 236 amino acids. Gene Ontology annotation, molecular function: COPII receptor activity. The transcript is spliced from 2 exons. Gene Ontology annotation, biological process: endoplasmic reticulum to Golgi vesicle-mediated transport. The record is from RefSeq and is a predicted model, not a curated record. NCBI's taxonomy places the organism in Eukaryota, Fungi, Ascomycota, Eurotiomycetes, Eurotiales, Aspergillaceae.
UUUUAUUCAAUUGCCUACGUCAUCUUAUUAUCAGUCCAUUGUCCCUACACUACUAUCCCACGAAAUCGGUCAUCAGACGGACCUGCUGCGGUGAAUCACAAUGUGGAUACUUCCCCUUCUAGGGUACCUGGGUGUGAUUGUUGGAUUUGCCUUUCUUACUUUAGCAAUAGCCUCCGGUCUCUACUACCUGUCGGAACUUGUUGAAGAACACACCGUUCUUGCUCGUCGAUUGCUGUCGCGCUUGAUAUACGGCAUCAUCAUAAUCCAGAUAUUCCUCUUUGCGUUCGACCGGUUCCCCUUUUCUCUAUCUCUCCUCAGUAUUUUGUCGCACCUCGUUUACGCAAGCAAUCUACGACGAUUUCCCAUCGUCAAGCUAUCGGAUCCUCUUUUCAUCCUUUCUUGCAUGUUAGUUGGUCUGAACCAUUGGCUAUGGUUUCGUCACUUUUCCAAGCCGCUGUCGCCGUCGCGUGUUGGAACCAAUUGGCGCCAGCCGUAUCAAGCCUACCCUGAGGAUAUGCCAAACUUCACCGAAGUCGCUUCUUAUUUCGGGCUUUGUGUCUGGCUUGUUCCGUUUGCCCUCUUUGUUAGCCUCAGCGCUGGCGAGAAUGUUUUGCCUAGCAUGGGUUCUGAAUAUGCAACAGGGGAGCAUGUUUCUACUCCUGGACUGGCUCGCAGUGCUCUAUCCUCUGACGGCAAGGUUAAUAAAAAUAAAGGAAUGGCCAAGGCCUUGGUCGACGGUUUACGAGACUGGGUUAAGGAAAAUGGCGAGGUAAUGGGGUUUUGGAGGGGUGAACAGACACGAAGAUUUUAAAUGAAUGAUUAGAAGCUAUUCUGAGACGAAAUAGUGAUUACAUCACUUCAAUGUAUUGAAUACUUUUUUAUAUCUUCACAGACAGAGAGAGAGA